AUGGAUGCCGGACCAUCGAAACGAGCACACGGCUGGGAUCACCUGCAAGGACUCGACGAGGCAUCAGCAAAGCGCCCAAGACUUGCGCCUUCGUCGGAUACCCCACUGACUGCUCCAGCAAUGGCUCAUCAAAUGGAUCCUUCACCGUGCGCCGGAGUCCCAGUGGCCAACAUGCAUGAGGAGAUGCAGUGGAUACAGCAUCAUCAGGAGCUUUGCCUCCAGUGGGCCGCCGCCAGUGUUAGGCUUCCGGAAGGUCCCGUGGGUUCGCUGCCUCGGCAGGCCUCCAUGGAGGAAGACUUGCCACCUGCCCAUCAGGGCCAUGCUCCUUUCAUCAACUUCCAAAUGGGCCUCAUUUGCGAGCGCAUGAUGAAGGAACGCCAGAACCGCACGCGUGAGGAGUUCGACCAUGUGUUCUCUGCGUAG
Messenger RNA from Dermacentor albipictus, 423 nucleotides. Its product is annotated as akirin-2-like. Lineage: Eukaryota; Metazoa; Arthropoda; Arachnida; Ixodida; Ixodidae. The record is from RefSeq and is a predicted model, not a curated record.